Molecule: messenger RNA, 1569 nt
Organism: Haliotis rufescens (red abalone)
Lineage: Eukaryota; Metazoa; Mollusca; Gastropoda; Lepetellida; Haliotidae
Product: tubulin alpha-1A chain-like
Exons: 3
Coding region: 155-1510 (451 amino acids)
Biological process (GO): mitotic cell cycle; microtubule cytoskeleton organization
Cellular component (GO): cytoplasm; microtubule
Molecular function (GO): GTP binding; structural constituent of cytoskeleton
Source: RefSeq, a predicted model, not a curated record
CGAUACGUAGUGUAAACAAAGCCGUGGAUAAAAGCGCGCCCCACCUAGCCCCGGAUCACAAGCGCCUCUCCGUCCAGCCACUUCAAGGUCUCUGUGAGAGUAAAGCUCUUUGUUAACUGUCCUCUACCUUCCUCGCUAACUCGCAACAACAAAAAUGAGGGAAUGCAUCUCAGUCCACGUCGGCCAGGCCGGAGUCCAGAUGGGCAAUGCAUGCUGGGAGUUGUAUUGUCUGGAGCACGGCAUCCAGCCUGAUGGUCAGAUGCCCUCAGACAAGACCAUCGGGGGUGGGGAUGACUCCUUCAACACUUUCUUCAGCGAGACUGGAGCGGGGAAACACGUCCCCAGGGCCGUCUUCGUCGACCUCGAACCCACUGUUGUCGAUGAGGUCCGUACCGGCACCUACCGCCAGCUAUUCCACCCCGAGCAGCUGAUCACCGGCAAGGAGGACGCCGCCAACAACUACGCCCGUGGCCACUACACCAUCGGCAAAGAGAUCGUGGACCUCGUCCUUGACCGCAUCAGGAAGCUAGCUGACCAGUGCACUGGACUCCAGGGCUUCCUCAUCUUCCACAGCUUCGGUGGCGGCACUGGCUCCGGCUUCACCUCACUGUUGAUGGAGCGUCUUAGCGUCGAUUACGGCAAGAAAUCCAAGCUUGAGUUUGCCGUUUAUCCCGCUCCUCAGGUCUCUACUGCCGUCGUGGAGCCCUACAACUCCAUCCUGACCACCCACACCACCCUGGAACACUCCGACUGCGCCUUCAUGGUCGACAACGAGGCUAUCUACGACAUCUGCCGCCGCAACCUUGACAUUGAGCGUCCAACGUACACCAACCUGAACCGACUCAUUGGUCAGAUCGUCAGCUCCAUCACUGCCUCGCUCCGAUUUGACGGUGCCCUGAACGUUGAUCUGACGGAGUUCCAGACCAACUUGGUGCCCUACCCACGUAUCCACUUCCCUCUGGCUACCUAUGCACCAGUUAUCUCCGCCGAGAAAGCCUACCAUGAACAGCUCUCUGUGUCCGAGAUCACUAACGCCACAUUUGAGCCCGCUAACCAGAUGGUAAAGUGUGACCCCCGUCACGGAAAGUACAUGGCCUGCUGCAUGCUGUACCGUGGUGACGUCGUCCCGAAGGACGUCAACGCUGCCAUUGCAACCAUCAAGACCAAGAGAACCAUCCAGUUCGUCGACUGGUGUCCCACUGGUUUCAAGGUCGGCAUCAACUACCAACCACCAACUGUUGUCCCCGGUGGUGACCUAGCCAAGGUCCAAAGAGCUGUCUGCAUGUUGAGCAACACCACAGCUAUCGCCGAGGCCUGGGCUCGUCUUGACCACAAGUUCGACCUGAUGUAUGCCAAGCGUGCCUUCGUCCACUGGUACGUGGGUGAGGGUAUGGAGGAGGGAGAGUUCUCCGAGGCCCGUGAGGACUUGGCUGCUCUGGAGAAGGACUAUGAAGAGGUUGGAGUCGACUCAGUUGAGGGCGAGGGCGAGGAGGAAGGAGAGGAAUAUUAAACAGGCUGUCACACAGCCUCCAUAAACAAUGCAACGAUGAGCUGAAUAAACAAAUAAAA